This is a messenger RNA of Photinus pyralis (common eastern firefly), 1667 nucleotides long. Its product is annotated as GPI mannosyltransferase 1-like. The transcript has a single exon. Gene Ontology annotation, biological process: GPI anchor biosynthetic process. Bases 146 to 1582 code for a protein of 478 amino acids. Gene Ontology annotation, molecular function: alpha-1,4-mannosyltransferase activity; GPI mannosyltransferase activity. The record is from RefSeq and is a predicted model, not a curated record. Lineage: Eukaryota; Metazoa; Arthropoda; Insecta; Coleoptera; Lampyridae. Gene Ontology annotation, cellular component: glycosylphosphatidylinositol-mannosyltransferase I complex; membrane.
GUAAAUGUAGGAAGGAGGCCGGUAGUUAUGCGAAGUGCGUUCUCGCGAAGGACUCUGUGAACGUAAACGAUUGUGCUCGAGAGUUCGAGACGUUCAAGGCGUGUCUGCAGCAAGCGGCCGUUGGUUUGCGUACCAAACUGUAAAAAUGCCGUCUCUGUGGCACAGAUUUAAGUUGGUCGAUUUUCGUUAUCACCUUCUCCUCUCGUUCCUGAUUCACCUCGCCCUAAUUCACUACGGGAGAUAUCACGACGAAAGUUACCCGGUUCCAUUCACCGACGUCGAUUACAAGGUGUUCACGGACGCGGCGCGGUACGUCGCGAAUUUCGAGUCGCCUUACAAACGGGACACUUAUCGGUACACGCCGCUGGUCGCCUACCUUCUACUCCCCAACGUUUUGCUGUGCGAUUAUUUCGGUAAGUUGCUGUUUUCCGCCGUCAAUAUCGUCGUGGCCUUGCUGAUACGCGAGAUCGUUCGACACAACUUGCACGAGUUCGAGCGGUACAGGCAGAGCUGCGACGUGAACAAACUGCAGAUCGUCGACGACAGGUCGAUUAAGCGCAGACGCAAGAAGCACGGGAAGAGCGACGUCGACAUCUCGGCGGACUUCGCGAUGAUCUUGUCGCUGUACAAUCCGAUGACGAUCGCCAUCGCCACGAGAGGUAAUUGCGAUUCGAUUGCCGGAGUUCUCGUCCUCGCGACUCUGUACGUCGUGCAAAUUUGGAAAAAUUCGUUCGUCGCCGGUAUUUUACACGGCGUCGCGGUACACGUACGUCUUUACCCGAUAGCGUUCAGUCUAGCGCUCUUUAUGCACUUGAGCGAGUUCGCCUUUUACUCGCAUAGCCAUCGACUGUCGGCCGUUGUCAAACCCGCGAAGGGCAAGAACAAGAAGAUACAGUUAAAAGGGGGCGAGAACGCCCUGGACUCGAGCUGUAGGCGAACGGUGUUUAAACUCGAGUACCUGUACUACUUGAUCCCGAAUCGAGAGCAGUUCAAGCUGGUAGUCGGCUGCAUCACGUCACUGUCCACUUUGAUUGGCGCCUUCUAUUUGCUCUACGGGGAGAAAUUCCUGCACGAGACGUACGUGUAUCACCUGACCCGAAAGGACACCCGUCACAACUUCUCCAUGUACUUCUAUCUGCAGUACCUAACGGCGGGAAUCAAAAACGUCGGCUUCUGGCAAAAUCUCCUGACGAUCCUCCCGCAGGUAAUUUUGCUCCUCGUGUUCUCGGUACGUUACGGCUUGAACAGGCUCUCGUUAAACUUUGCGUUUCUCGCGUUGACGAUAGUAAUGGUCGCGUAUAAUACGGUGCUGACUUCGCAGUACUUCGUCUGGAUCUUGGUCAUUUUGCCGCUGUGCGUUUGGCAGAUACAGAUGUCGAAGAAGUCCGCUCUGUUCUUGGUGACGAUUUGGUUCAUCGCCCAGGCCGCCUGGUUGUUGCCCGCUUAUUUCCUGGAGUUCCAAGGUCACAAUACGUUCAUGUUCGUGUGGGUGCAAAGUAUCUCGUUUUUUUGCGCCAAUAUGGCCAUUUUGGGACGGAUUAUUAAGUGCUAUAUGGUAGGAAAGGUCCAGAAAGUUAGUUAGACUGCGGUAGUGUGCCAGUGUUGUAGUUAUUUAUAGCAGUAGACUUUGUAAAUUUAUAUGCAUUCAUUAAAUAUUGUCACUUUAA